CUGCGUCACAUAUCCAAGAUAAUGUGCACUUUCACAGAUUGUAGUAGUUCCAGUCCACCUAAUUUACUUUUAGUUUUAUCUAAAACUUGUCUCGAAAUAGAGCAAAAUGGCGUCCAUAUACUAAUAUCGUUAGUAGAUGACUUAUAUGAAAUAGAUUCCGAAAACAGUACCACUCUCACACACGAAACUGAGGUUUGUGCUCUCAUGCGGGAGACAUCGCAAACAUUGUUAGAUGCCUAUGUUCGCCUGCAGGGUACAAAUAUAUCACAGAUGUUACGUAAAAGUGUUGAAACUCGGGAUUGGUUAAAUUGUUUGGAACCUCGGUCUGUGCGUGCAGUUAUGAAGCGUGUUGUUGAAGAAUUAUCUUCAAUAGAAAAUGUUGUUGCCAGUCUAUACGAAGCUGGUGUGCGUACUGCGGCGAGUAGUGACUCCAGCCGUAAAACCCAUUUUAGUAAUUUAACAGCAUCGAAACAACAAUUUCGUUCCAAUUGGUCCAAUUACACUCCAUCUCAGUUGGAUAGUUAUGUAUCGAAUAUACAUCGACUAUUUUCGGAGCGCAUAGAUAUAUUUACAUCAGUUGAAUUCUCUAAAGUUUCUAUCAUCACUGGAGUUGUGAAAAUUGGGUUGAAGACAUUUUUGGAAUGUGUGCGCCUGCGUACUUUUAGUAAAUAUGGACUGCAACAAAUACAAGUCGAUACACAUUAUCUACAGAUGAAUUUAUGGCGUUUCGUUACAGAUGAAAAUUUAGUUAAUUUUCUGUUGGAUGAAAUUCUUGGUUCAGCGGUACACAGGUGCCUAGAUUCUGUAUUAAUGGAACCAAAUGCCGUUGAGAUAAUAUGUGAACGUGCAUAAAAGGGACUACUGUUAAUAAAAAAAAU
Molecule: messenger RNA, 878 nt
Organism: Teleopsis dalmanni
Lineage: Eukaryota; Metazoa; Arthropoda; Insecta; Diptera; Diopsidae
Product: vacuolar protein sorting-associated protein 51 homolog
Exons: 6
Coding region: 22-852 (276 amino acids)
Biological process (GO): Golgi organization; endocytic recycling; Golgi vesicle transport
Cellular component (GO): EARP complex; membrane; GARP complex
Source: RefSeq, a predicted model, not a curated record